GGUCUGAGCGCGGGAGCAAGGCGCAACAGACGAUGGCGUCGACAGAAGAGGCGUCGUGGCUCAUGUCAAACGGGAUAAAGACAUCAGAGGAUCUCGUUCGAGCCCUUAAGGGCUCAUCGGCUGCCUUCGACAAGGUCAAGGUGGCUUCUGAGGCUUGGACCGAUGCAGGGUUCGACGUCGCGAGAAAGGAGCAGCUGCUCCUAGACUGGGCCAUGGAUGUGCUGAGCAACGAAUCGAAGGCAUCGAAGUCCGCAGCGGGCGCAAAGGGCAAAGGAAGGGAGCAGGAGCACCUCACUUUGCGGGCGGACUUCUGGACCUUGCUGGAUCGCGUCGCUUCCGCAGUCGACGAAGCCGUCCUAGCCAGCACUUCGGCGCGCACGCACCCACUGCUGGCCAUCUCUCGCACUAUUGACUCAAUCGCAUCGGUAGAAGCGAGCAGUACAACUGUGCUCAUCGAAGCAGCAUCUCGAGCCUUGUCCGUCGUAAUUGCGGGCCAGAGAAGUGGACAGGUGAGCAUUGAUGGAUGCCACGACAUCAUGCUGGCCCUGUGCAAUGCUGUCAUCGCGUGCACAUCGACGAGCGAGAAGACCGAAGUGAGCGGGAGGCGAGAGGCGUGGGUCCAAGGGAUAUCUAGGCUGCUACUUCCACUUAUGGACGUGUGGUUGGGCCUCUUGGAAAGAGGAGCGAAUGCCAAAAAGAGCUACCGCUUCUUCCUUGACAAGAUGCUCGAGGCGUACGCACAGGUGCUGUAUCGACUUGACAUGUUGUCCUUGCCCGCGCACACCGCACUUCGGACUGCGUUGGGCAGAUUGCCCAGUGCGUGCCUCUUUCGAAGCAACCAGCUGCCUCAGGUCGACCAGAUCGAUGCUCUCAAGCGCCACACCGAAGAGAUCUUUUCCAAGAUCCGCGAGGCGCCGGCGGCGGACAGGACGGCUGUCGCUCACCUGCUACCCCUCCUGCUCACCCACCUACACUCGAGGGUCAGUCAGCUCUCGAGGGCAGCCUCGUCAGUGGCACCGAGCACAAGUCGAUCCACAAUUGCCCCCUCGAGGCAUGUCUCGGAUCAAUUGACCCGCCAGGCGAUCUUUUACGCCUUUCUUGAGCCCGCAUUUGCACUUCUGCGGCAGCUAGAAGCGAACGAAGAGUCGUCCUUGGAGCUGAAGGAGGAGUCACUCAGGGUGCGCAUUCAGCUGCUGAAAGUCAUCGAGGCGAAGCAGCUCUAUGCGUCGGCCGACAUAUUUGCCGACCAGCUCUUUGAGCUCUUCAAGGAUUCGGCGCAGGCAGCACAAGGCGCAUUGGAGAUCGAGGGGUUGAGCGACUUGUCGAUGGAGCUUCUCCUCCUAAUUCGCAGAUUGGACGAGAUCGCUGUCGAAGACGCAAUUUCUGACGUCGCUCUCAAGAUUGCAACGACAACCAAUCCUUCCGAUGAACAGUCCGCGGUGACAAGAGAGCUGUUGGCCAUGAUGUGCUCGAAGGCGACUCGAUCGAGGGAGGUGCCCGAUUUUGUCAAUGUCCUCUUGGCCGCUGUGCAGGCAGCAAUCAAACAGCAGCGACUCUCGUCUAUCGAAGCCUUGCAGAGCUGCACCUUCACGCCUUGGUUCUUUGAGAACCACCUAGCGCCUGCGCUCGCCCAAUUUGUCGUCCCCGAACAGACCGUGCCGCUCGUCGAUUCUCUCCGUGUUGCUCUGCUACCACACGUCCAAGCCGCGACGGAAGCUGCUGCGACAACACUCAAAGAGGGCUCGGACCGAAAGCGUCGAAGGACGAGCGAAUCAAAGCGAAAAGCAAAUGAAAACAAUGUGGUCAGCACAGAAUCGGCGCAAGCGAUCGUCCUGAUGAAUUUGGCAGCAGAAGUCAUGAAGUCGCUUGCAUUGGCCGAACCGGUUCUCACGCAAGCGUCCAGCGCAGCGAAGCGGCUAUAUGACGAAGUCGCGCUCGCAUGUAUGGACAUUGGGAUUGAAAAUCCCUCUUCGCACGAUAGCGGGCCACUCGCUGCGGCAGCAUUAGAGCUGCGAGCAUCAUUGGCAAAUCGUCAGUGGAAGAGCAGUCAAGACGACGGCACAAUGCAUAUGGACGAUGCCGGAGCCGACAAUGGCGCCCAGGAUCUAAGCGCAUGGAUGGAUGCGAGUCUCGACGAGCGCUUCGAUGCUUUCGAGGGCCUCUUAUCUGACGAUUCGACGCACGCGGAGCUUCGUAUCAUGACGCACAAUACGCUUCUUCAGAGAAUCGAUAGGGACACGAGGAGAGGAAAGACAGAGUCGCCAUAUGCUCGUCUUCUGGAGAAUGACCACUUCGGUCUCAUGACGUCUUCCAUGCCUCAUCGAAAGUCGAUCGAGCCACCGUCGUUUGGAGUACAUGGCUGCCAGAAGGACGCAGAGGUGCCGCUCUUGUGGACCUACGCGGCUUGGCGCUGGCUGCCUCUACUUGACCAGCUUGCGUCGCAGAAACUCCUCGAGAGGAUGGCCGCAGUAGCUGUUGGCAUCAUUGCAGGUCACCACGAACCGGGGUCCUUGCUCGACAUUGUCGCCCGCACUUUGACCAAGGAUGGCUCCAAUCUCGAGCUUGGCAGGUGGCGCGAAGCUGUCCUCUCGUGCCUGGAGGAACGCUUGGUGAACAAGAAGGUUGCGAGCGGUGUCGACCGCUCAUCUGUCUAUGCGGUUCUUCUCAAGCUCCCGCUUCCGUACUUGUCCAUGACGACUCGGACGAGAUUUGCCACCGCUGCACUCGACAUCGACCGAGAGAUGCGUUCUUCAAAGCUCACUGAAGCAGCCGAAGCCAAUUGGGCAGCGAUCAGAUGGUGGUUCGCCUCUUUUUUGGCGCACCCUUCAUCUGAGCUCAAAGAUCUGGAUAUCGAGCUCGAAGAUCUCAUGAGCUUCGCCACUGCUAGCGGCGAGCACGGGGACGAUGUCACAAAGGCAUCCUCACGCUUGUUUGAUGUGACGACCUCUUCGCUCGUUUCGUCCAUUCGACGCAAAGAAAAGGCUUCGGAGAGGAUUGCACUGCUGGCAAGUCUGAUGGACAGGACGAGAAGGGACUCCAAAUACGGCGAUGCGCAUCAGCUGGUACUUCACGCUGCCCUAACCCUGGCGGAGAGCAGCGCAGAAGCAGCGGACGUCAUCUUGGCAAAAGUCACAAAGCAGGAAAGGUGGCUGCUACCACAGCUGGAUCGAAGUAACUUGACCGCCACUAUCCGGCAAGUUCGUAGGCUCCGCUCGAAUAUUCGGGCGGAACAACUCAGAAAGAAGUCGCUCGGCAACCAGGAUUGUGACGAGGACGAUUCAUCAUCACUGGCGGAGGGAGCGAUUGAGCUGCUUCUCUCCGUAGUCGACGACGUAAACGGUGGAUCGUUUGACGCCGAUGCAAACAAGAUGUGCGUAGAGCUUCUGGACCUCUUAAGAGAGGUGCAGGGCCCAGAUGCGCUCAUGAGGGCAGCCGACGCCUUCCCGAUAUAUCUCGAAGCUGCCUUGUCUUCUUCAACGGCAGUCGAUGUCUAUGCAGCUACUUCUCUUUUCGUCGACCUGGCCAGUUCGUCUCCUAUCCAACUAUACGAUGCAGCACUCUCCAACCUCGUCGGCACGCUCGUGGCCGACAGCGAGGAGGAUGGCAAGAGGAAAAAGGGAACACUGCAGACAUGCGCUCUGUUGCUCUGCAACGGUCCUGAAGGAACACUGACGAUGGCUCAGCGGCACUUUGGGACAUUCAUCUCGGCCGUCACCUCGAUCAUCGUUGCCUCUAUGCGGAGAGGCGACCACGAUGUUGUCUUUCACUCCAUCCAGUCCAUCGAGGCCAUCAUCGCCGGCAGGAUCUUGCUCCUUCGCUUUCAGGAUAUGGCCGACCUUCUGGUUCUCAUGAGUUGCCUCUGCUCUUCUUCUUUCACAUCCUCAGAUGCAGAAGUUGUGGGGCAGGUAGGUCACACAAGCGGUCGAGCCAUUGCCAGAUCCAUCAUCUCCACACUCUCAACUACCGUGCGACUUCGACAAGAUUUGGUCUCGCGCCUCGUUGCGCAGCUCACCACCGUCCUCGUACAGCUCGUGGGCCUCUUCAGGUCACUGCGAGUCGCUGUGUCCGCUACUGGCGGUCGAGCACCCCCUCAGAUCCGAGCAGCCCAGCGACAAGUUCCAACAUGGCUUGACUUGGAGAAGGAGCCGCUCGGAGUCGAGGAAGCGCGCCUCUUUGCCAGGCUUUUGGCCACCAUCACCACGAGGUCGACCACUGCUUCGGCCCUUUCGCUGCCCAAGAAAAAGGCUGACAACAAGGCCCUCUCUCGGGCGUUCUCGAACCACGCCGCCUACGUGCUCAUAGCCUAUGUUCGAACGCUCGUAGGCGGCGGAGACUCGGCGACGACAAUCUCGUCAGAAGUCCGUACGGAGCUCCUGCUGGGCUUGAUGGGUCUGUGCGACAUUGUGGGCGAGCACCAGCGUGAUGCAGCCAUGAUGCUUCUCGAGCAGGGCGAGCGUCUCCUCUUUAAGAACGUCUGGAACGAAUGGGAGAAGAAGCGGUACAAGGGUGUAUAGAAUCAUGUUAAUUUCAAAGCAGCACAAAUGCAAAUGCAACGGCAG
Messenger RNA from Acaromyces ingoldii, 4559 nucleotides. RefSeq lists its product as hypothetical. NCBI's taxonomy places the organism in Eukaryota, Fungi, Basidiomycota, Exobasidiomycetes, Exobasidiales, Cryptobasidiaceae. The coding region runs from base 33 to 4514 and encodes 1493 amino acids. The record is from RefSeq and is a predicted model, not a curated record. The transcript has 5 exons.